Molecule: messenger RNA, 2630 nt
Organism: Juglans microcarpa x Juglans regia
Lineage: Eukaryota; Viridiplantae; Streptophyta; Magnoliopsida; Fagales; Juglandaceae
Product: MAR-binding filament-like protein 1-1
Exons: 5
Coding region: 109-2430 (773 amino acids)
Biological process (GO): mitotic chromosome condensation
Cellular component (GO): chromatin; condensin complex; condensed chromosome
Molecular function (GO): chromatin binding
Source: RefSeq, a predicted model, not a curated record
ACUGAAAAAAACAAUGACCAGAAAGAUAAGGAAGGCAAAAACAAAGCUUAAUUGCCUCUCUCUCUCUCUCUCUCUGUGCACUGAGAUUUCAGAUAAAAGGCAAAAACGAUGGGCUUCAUGACAGGGAGCCCCUGCUAUUUACACCCUCCUCCUCUCUGCCAAUCUCGCUUACCUUCUUCUUCUUCUCAAUCCACUUUCCUCUAUUCUUGCUCAAGAAAUGCAGGGACCAAGAGAAAGAAUGUUGCUCCAAUGGCUUCUCUGCAACGUGAGGAUCCAAAAGACGGCGUCCACUGCAAGAGAAGGGCCAUUCUGUUUGUGGGUAUUUCAAUUCUUCCUUUGUUGCAACUCACGGCCAGAGCUCUUGAACGUGUGGGAGCAAGAAAAGCAGCUCGUGGCCGACGUCAAAUCAGAGAGAAAGCUGAAAACAGAGACUUCAAUCUGAGUAAGGAUGAAAGUGGGCUAAAGAAACAAGAGGAGAACCAAGAAGAAAAGCAAGCACUUCAAAUAGAUGCUCCACCAAAUCCACUUCAAAGUGCUGCUGCACUAAACCCACUUCAAAGAGAUGCUCCACCAAAUCCACUUCAAAGAGAUGUUCCCCCAAAUAAUGUCCUGUCUCUCUUGAAUGGACUUGGAAUAUUUAGUUCUGGCGUGCUUGGUGCUCUCUAUGCAUUGGCUCAGAGAGAAAAGACAGCUCAAAAUGCAGAAAUAGAAUCUAUGAAAUCCCAACUGAAAGAAAAGGAAGCUGCCAUUGUUUCAUCAGAGAAAAACUUUGAAUCAAAGCUACUAAAUGAACAAGAAGAAAGGACCAAGCAACUCAGAAAGGUGAAGGAGGAGCAGCAGUCCUUAUUGAGCCAACUAAAUUCAGCAAACAGUACGAUUACAGGGUUGGGACAGGAGCUGAAAAGAGAGAAAAUAUUGAUUGAGGAGCUUAAAUUUCAAAUUCAGAGUCUUGAAACCAGCAUUUCAAUGGCUAGGGAUGAUAAAAAGGCACUUGAAGAGAAUUUGAAGGAAAGACUUUAUUCAAUUACAGUCUUACAAGAAAGGAGCAAUUUACUCAGUUUAGAGCUCAAGGAUAAAGAAGAGAAUGUUCGGAGUCUUAGCUCUUCUCUUGCUGAAAAGGAACUAGAGUUGAACAACUUGAAUUUUAUCUACAAGCAAACUAAGGAUGACCUAGCGAGAGCACAUUCUCAAAUCCAGAAAUUGGAACUUGAAUACCUGAAAACUCGGAAGGAAUUAGAAUCAACAAAUUCUACAGUGGAUGAAUUAAAUUCAAGAGCAAGUUCUUUAACUUUUGAUAGAGACGAGUCUAAGAGGAAGUUGGAUGUGAUUCAGGAGGAAUACGAUGAUCUAAGGUUAUCUUCUGAGAAGAAGGCGGCUUUGAAUGCUAAGCUUUUGGGAGAAAAAGAAGAGGAACUUCAGCAGCUAAAGCAAAAACUUGAGCAUGCUGUCAAUGAAGUGAGUGGAAACCAAGCAAUAAUUUCUGAUUUGACCCAAGAAAGGGAUAACUUAAGAAAAAUGUUGGAUAUAGAAUUGAGAAAGGUAAAACAUCUGAAACAUGAACUCCAGAGCACUAAGGAAAGUCUUGGAAAAUCAACAGAUGAGGUGUCUGAUCUGACAAAUCAACUGCAGCAGGCCAGAGAGUUGUGCACAGAGCUCGAAGGUGAGAUCUCCAGGGUUCAGACACGGUUUGUUGAAGUUAGAGAGUCAAAUCAGAGGAGCCUUGAUGAGGCAAAACUAAGUAAUGAAAUGCUGGCCGGUGAGCUUGCAGCUGUGAAGGAAUGUCUGACGAAAAAGGAGGAGGAGCUGCAAAUUGCGUCCCAUGAGCUGGCAGGCAUGGUAGAAAAUCGUGAUAGCCUACAGAAGGAACUGGUUGAUUUGUAUAAAAAAGCAGAAACUGCAGCCAGUGAUUUAAUAGAAGAAAAAAAGGCAGUUUCUUCCUUAAACAAAGCAGUUCAAGCUUGGGAGAAACGAAUCUUGAAGGAAAAAGAGGCCCGGAAAUCUCUCGAAAAAUUCCUGGAGGAGGCUACCAAAUCACUUGAUGAGAUGAACCGAAAAUCUUUGAUUCUUUCAGGAGAGCUAGAGAAGGCAAAUUCUCAAAUUUCCAGCCUUGAAGAUGGAAAAGAGGUGCUUUACAAGUCUCUUGCAGAGCAAAAGAAUAUAUCGAAAGAGGCCCGAGAAAACUUGGAAGAUGCACAUAACCUUGUCAUGAGAGUUCGCAAGGAAAGAGAAAGUUUGGAGAAGCGGGCAAAUAAACUGGAGGAGGGAUUGGCAUCUGCCAAGGGUGAAAUAUUGCGGCUAAAGAGUCAAAUAAAUUCUUCAAAGUCUCUUGUAAAUAAUCAGCAACAGCAACCAAAGCAAGGGGAAGCUGAAGGCACUGUCACUGUCACUCCAAGGAGAAAUAGUAGGAGGAAAAAGGCCAGUUCCCAGUAAGGCAGUGCACUAGUAUCUUCUUCAUAGUAAUCCUUUUCUCCCCCCAUCUUUAAAUGUGCAUGUAUCCUCAGAUGUGAGUUUAUCUUGAGCUCUGUUCUUCUCAGGCUAGUAAAUUUUUUUUUUUGGGAAAAUUUUCCACUGUACAAAUAUGACGAUGAGAGAUGAUAUAAAUUGAGUAUAUAAGCAUGCUUUCAAUUGUA